Exophiala spinifera is the source of this 2448-nucleotide messenger RNA. RefSeq lists its product as uncharacterized. Gene Ontology annotation, molecular function: ATP binding; single-stranded DNA helicase activity; single-stranded DNA binding. The coding region runs from base 1 to 2448 and encodes 815 amino acids. Gene Ontology annotation, biological process: DNA replication initiation; DNA replication; DNA strand elongation involved in DNA replication. The transcript has 4 exons. The record is from RefSeq and is a predicted model, not a curated record. Gene Ontology annotation, cellular component: nucleus; MCM complex. NCBI's taxonomy places the organism in Eukaryota, Fungi, Ascomycota, Eurotiomycetes, Chaetothyriales, Herpotrichiellaceae.
AUGGCGCUCCUACAACACAAAGCGCUCGCUGAUUAUGCGAAACAACUGGAUGCCUUUGAAUCCUUCUUGAAGAAGUUUGAGACCUCAAAAACAUCUUCAGACGCAGCCGCCGAAGCCAUUGAUAGCCUCCACCUCGAUGGCGAUCAUACAAGCGAUGAAUACGAUUUCAUGGACGACAUUACCGAUGACUCCAACUCCAGGAGACGGCCAAAGAGAAAAUACAUGGAAAUGCUUCAGGAGGUGGCAGACCGCGAGCGACAGAAUAUCCUGGUUGAACUAGACGACCUACAAGAGUUCGAAGAUUCGCUCCCGGGCGACAUAAGCUUGAGACUCGUAGAGUCAGUGACCAACAACACGAAACACUAUGUCGACCUGUUCUCCGAAGCGGUAGACAAGGUCAUCCCAAAGGCCAGCAAGGACAUCUCAUUCAAAGAUGAUGUCCUUGAUAUCAUAAUGGCGCAACGAGCGAAGCGAAAUGAGACAGUCGCAGCAGCCAACGAAGCUGACAGCGACGCAGCCCUUCCUGUCUCGACAUUUCCUCCAGAAUUGACUAGAAGAUAUACUCUGAACUUCAAGCCGUUGACAUCGUCCGCCUCAGAAAGAGCCAAGAAGACUCUUGCUGUUCGACAGGUCCGGGGAGAACAUUUGGGACACCUCAUCACGGUGCGCGGCAUUACUACAAGAGUGUCAGAUGUCAAGCCCAGCAUCCGAAUACAGGCGUACACCUGCGACCGAUGUGGCUGUGAAAUCUUCCAACCCAUCACCUCCAAAAACUUCACUCCUCUGCAGCUGUGCCCGUCUGAUGAAUGCAAAGCCAACGACUCUAAGGGCCAGUUAUUCCCGUCAACCAGAGCUUCGAAAUUCUUGCCUUUCCAGGAAGUCAAGAUCCAAGAAAUGGCAGAUCAAGUCCCAGUCGGCCAUAUUCCGCGAACGUUAACUGUGCACUGCAACGGCAGUCUCGCGCGGCAGCUUAAUCCUGGCGACGUCGUAGACAUCGACGGUAUUUUCUUGCCCACUCCGUACACAGGGUUCAGAGCCAUCCGAGCUGGUCUUCUCACCGACACGUAUCUCGAGGCACAAAACAUUACACAGCACAAGAAGGCAUAUCAGGACCUAAAGAUGGAUCCCCGUAUCAUUCGGCGAAUCGAGUCGUUCAAGGCUACCGGGCAUAUGUACGAGUACCUAGCUCGGUCGAUUGCUCCUGAGAUUUAUGGCCAUCUGGAUGUGAAGAAGGCUCUUCUCUUGCUCUUGAUUGGCGGUGUGACCAAGACGAUGGGCGACGGCAUGCGAAUCCGUGGUGACAUCAACAUCUGUUUGAUGGGCGAUCCCGGUGUGGCCAAAUCCCAACUUCUGAAAUACAUCACCAAAGUUGCGCCUCGAGGCGUUUACACGACCGGUCGCGGAUCCAGUGGUGUCGGUCUGACGGCAGCUGUCAUGAGAGACCCGGUCACGGACGAAAUGGUGUUGGAAGGCGGAGCUCUCGUUCUUGCAGACAAUGGUAUUUGCUGCAUCGAUGAGUUCGACAAGAUGGACGACGGCGAUCGAACGGCGAUCCACGAAGUCAUGGAGCAGCAAACCAUUUCAAUCAGCAAAGCGGGAAUCACUACCACCUUGAACGCGCGAACAUCGAUUCUCGCGGCCGCCAACCCGCUCUACGGGAGAUACAACCCGCGCAUUUCUCCCGUGGACAACAUCAACUUGCCAGCGGCGCUUCUAUCACGAUUCGACGUGCUCUUCUUGAUUCUUGACACACCAUCUCGUGAGGCCGAUGAGGAGCUCGCCAACCACGUCUGCUACGUGCACAUGCACAACUCCCAUCCCGAGCGCGAGGGUGAGGGUGUUGUCUUCGCCCCCCACGAGGUGCGCCAGUACAUCGCGCAGGCUCGUACUUUCAGACCGAACGUGCCCAAGUCCGUUUCCGACUACAUGGUGGGUGCGUAUGUGCGGAUGCGUCAGCAGCAGAAGCGCGAAGAGGGCUCCAAGAAGCAGUUCACCCACACAUCGCCACGUACAUUGCUGGGCGUGCUGCGUUUGUCGCAGGCUCUGGCCCGAUUACGGUUCAGCGAGGAAGUGGUCAAUGAGGACGUCGACGAGGCAUUGCGACUGAUUGAAGUCUCCAAGGCGAGCUUGUACCACGACCAGCGUGCCCAGGGCGACCAGACGGUCAGCUCGCGCAUCUACGAUCUCAUCCGCGGCAUGAGGGAGUCUGGCGCCGCGAGUGUCAGCAGAGGGGCCAGAGGAGAGCUGAACAUGAGGCGUGUGACCGAGUUGAUUCUCGCCAAGGGCUUCACGCAGGAUCAACUUACCCGAACGGUGGAGGAGUAUGAACUUCUCGAUGUCUGGCAACUUGCCAAUAACGGAGCGAGACUGGUCUGGAUCGAGGCCGGCGACAGUGAUGACGAGGAUGACGAUGAUGAGAACAUGGAUGACGGCGAUCAUUCGGAGUAG